Messenger RNA from Salvelinus namaycush (lake trout), 1757 nucleotides. It is a transcript of the gene pphln1, whose product is annotated as periphilin 1. Bases 147 to 1178 code for a protein of 343 amino acids. Gene Ontology annotation, cellular component: nucleoplasm. The record is from RefSeq and is a predicted model, not a curated record. The transcript has 10 exons. Lineage: Eukaryota; Metazoa; Chordata; Actinopteri; Salmoniformes; Salmonidae. Gene Ontology annotation, biological process: negative regulation of gene expression, epigenetic; protein localization to heterochromatin; negative regulation of DNA-templated transcription.
CCGGAAGAAGGUGAAAAGUAGGCAAUGGUGAGCUUGUUUUCAUAUCUUUUGUGAAGACGACUUUAUUUUCUCCAAUUUAGUAUUGACUGUCUCUAUUGGCAUUAUCCAGUCCCAAUACUACUACAUAGACUUGUCCAGACAAAACAAUGGCUUACAGGAGAGACCGAAACAUAAGGGAUGUCUAUGACGAACGCUUCCUAUCAGACAGACCGGCCCCAUAUCCCAGAUCAGCUGGAGCAGGGCCUGUAGAGAGGAGGCCGGCUGGUUUCGGAAGGCCAGACGAGGAGUACAAUCGAGGGUUUGAGUACGACGGGCCUCGCUUUUAUCCAAAUGGAGGCCCUCGAGGUUACCAUGGCGAGGAUCAAAGAGGCUACCAUGGCGACAGCCUUCAUUUUCCUAACGAGCGCAGAGGUAUCCCACCUUCCCGGAGACCGGAGGAGCCGUACCCCUACCCUUCUAGACCACCUCCUAGAGAGGACCCCCACACAACACGCCAGAUGGAGUUCAGAAGCAGUGGCCGUGCAGCACCACCUCCCCCCACCGUCAGGGCUCAGGGGAUGUACCCUGCACCCCGCUCCCUGUCUGUUGUGGUCCCAGAGGGGGGUGAUGACACCCUGAUGCAGGCCAUCCUCAACCUGGACAGAGGAAGGAAAGGCCCCUUGCCUCCCCUGAGAGCAGACGUCCCCCCCUCCCCCCACAGCCGGUCCGGCUCCACCGUCAGUAGCAAGAGCUACUCUCCUGACAGAGGCAAGGGUCUCACCCACCCCGCCCAGCAGAAAAACAAAGACAGGCCCCCUGGUCAUUCUCAGGACGGGUCACCUCAGAGCACAGCGUCCACUAAGGAGGAGGCUCAUAUCCAAGAGUGGGACCGUGAGGAGGGCCUGCCCCCCAUCGAUGAGACCCCCAAGACCCAGGAUGACUUCCAGGAGCGUCGAGCGCUGGCCAUCGGAUCCAAGGCCCGGGAAAUAGAGAAGGUGUACCGGCAGGACUGUGAGACGUUUGGCAUGGUAGUGAAGAUGCUGGUUGCUAAGGACGCCAAUCUGGAGAAGCAGCUGCAGACUCCACUCCGAGAGAACCUGGGAGAGAUCAGGGAGCGUUGCCUUGACGACCUCAAGCACUUCAUCUCCGAUCUGGAUCAGGUGAUUGAGGUCGUACGACAACCGGAACCCUCCAUCUGAGACAAACAGCCAAUCGCGUCCCAUCUUACUGUAAGGGAGCCAAUCAGGUCCAGUCUUUGUUGGGCCUCCAGUUUGGGCAUACAGUGAGGGCAGGACUCCCAGGGGUCUGCCAUGUGUUAUGACUAUGGAUAUCUUGAGCGGUAUUGGCCCCGUGUUUUCCCAUCUUUCUGGGUUUCAGGCCGGAUGUGCACCAGGUGACCAAUAUGUACUGAUAAUGUCCAGCAGUAAUUAGUCAAUGUUGUCAGAAACAGUGUUCAAAGUCCUGUUCAGCUACUUCCUCACCACCCCAUGAGGGUAUUGGUUCUACAAUGUCCUUAACUAGUAGAACUGGUAUUUAAAUUUGGCUAAUAGUUCAUCUGGGAUUUACUGAUUUUAAAACUGUUGUUAACCAGUGUAACCAUAGGGAACGGUCAUCAGUGUUUUUUACUGAACUAGUAAUCUAAUGAUGAUGUGUGACGUGUUAUAGGUCCGUAUCCACUGGUACCACAGACAAUGUUCUGCUACUACAGUACCAGUCAAAAGUUUGGACACACCUACUAAUUCAAGGGUUUUUCUUUAUUUUUACUAUUUUCUACAUUG